Molecule: messenger RNA, 402 nt
Organism: Paramecium tetraurelia
Lineage: Eukaryota; Ciliophora; Oligohymenophorea; Peniculida; Parameciidae
Exons: 2
Source: RefSeq, a predicted model, not a curated record
AUGUUUUCUGUUUAACCAGAAGGUUCGAAACCUAAGAAGUUUUAGGGAGGUCGAAUUCACUUAAGACCUAUAGAUAGUAUAGGGAGAGACUUUGAUUUAGGAAAUAUUGAAACCAAAGGCAGAAGACAUUUCUCUUUUGAUCCCACACCAGUUAUGCAAUACAAACCUCAAUUAAGGGUAGGGUUUCCAAAAAAUGUCACUAAUCCUGAAAUAUUAUUUACUCAUUAGAGUCAAGGAGGGCCUGAUAAAUUGACUUAUAUGCCUCCAAUCAAAAAGCACAAAGAGUUUAUUUCCACUAUGAGAAAAACCGUCAUUAACAAAGAAUAUGAGGAACAAUAGACUGAAAACCGAAGGAUGAUUGAGGAGCUGGAUGUUUGGGAAAAAAAGUUUAGAAAAUAAUGA